Molecule: messenger RNA, 4117 nt
Organism: Aedes aegypti (yellow fever mosquito)
Lineage: Eukaryota; Metazoa; Arthropoda; Insecta; Diptera; Culicidae
Gene: Osi24
Exons: 7
Coding region: 1212-2549 (445 amino acids)
Source: RefSeq, a predicted model, not a curated record
UUCGUUCGUUCACGAUUCAGGUACCCGUGCUCCGUAGAGGGUCCGAGCCCGCGUUGGGUUUAUUCGGUUGGUGAAAUCGAACGAAGAAGCACACGAUCUUGGACGACGACUACGACGAAUACGGUGACCGCGCGCGUGAUCCGUUCAGCUGUUAUUGCCCGCCUUUCCAUUCUUGCUUUUGCGCAUUCGAGUGAUACGUGAUUUCGAUCCAUCUGGAAGUAGUGGCCGCUCCGUUCCGGGCCAUUGAAGUCAUCGCACAAGUAGGACUCCCCCUGUUUGUAGGUUCCCCCUUUGCGAACAUCUAGCCAUCCAGUGAAUGUGGGUAAACGAAGCGUGCUUCUGUAUUGCAGUUUAUGAGAUUUUUCAAGGAAUCCAGAAACCGGAAGUGUCUACGUGACUUUCUUCAGAGUGAUUUGGCAACUUUUUUUCGGAGUGGAUUAUUACCGUUCAUGAGAAGAAAUUUCCUAAUUGAGAUUACUCACAGUGAUAGUGUACAUAAUUCGCGGAUGAGUCAAGUGAAACGAGGAUGAUUAACCCCGACUUGGUAAGAAGUUGCACAACCAAGAGGAUAUAACACGACAAAGACGACACGACGAAGAAUCGCAGGCGCGCUAAAUAGCCUUUCGGCAGCCGGUUUGCGAGUGAAAGGAGCCGCAGUGUUUUGCGCAGGAGAAAUUUUUGUUCGCAAAGGUGCGAAACGAAAAUACACGCCACCGCGCCGCAGAGCAAAUCGCUCGGGAAGUUGGGGUGAAUGUUAAAGCCCUGACGUACAAAAGUGUGUUUGUGAGUCUGGAACGGAUCUAUAUACGAAGGUACAAGGCAACUUUGCGUGGUUUUUGAUUUUCGGCGAUCGAUCGCGAGAAAAGUUCCGUGUCUUGCAUUCAACGUUUAUGUGCGUCAAUAUUUUACGUUGCUGAGAUUUCACCGCGGGAAGCCAUUGUAUGAAUAUUCAGAUCGACAAACUUCAAACAUCAGAUCUAAUAUUCAAAGACACAUGUGACUACGGAACAGAACGGAAGUCAAACAAAUUCACCGAAUGCAUCUCCUUCACCAGGGGCUCUUUCAAUUGAGCCAAUAGCAACUGCAACAGGAAUCGAACACCAUACUAAUACAUCCCAGGAAGAAAACGUUCUCUGCAUUCAGAUUUGAACACAUCAUUAAAAUUUCUCAACCCCAACUGCCAACUCAGGAAGUAUUCGUUUGAUUCAGAUAUGGAAACGAGACGAAGGCAAAGCAGACGAACUCUGCUCCGACGAUGCGGACAUCAAACGAUAUGUUUUGCGUUCCUAGCUUUGACGGUUUCCCUGUUACCUGGCAGCCAUGCAGUCCGAAGCUCCGAUGAACUCCGGCUCAAUAACACCACAAUAGCAACCAUAACUAAUCUGAAUCUAAUUAGCUCAACUGCAGCACCUUCCAGCUCCAAUUCCAGCACCGACAUCGGAAUGCUGGAAGAGCUGGAGUCCGUUCUCGUAAGCUACGUCAACGAUGCGCUGGAUCGAAAUUACAACGAAAUUCUGACGGGAAUUUCACCGGCCUUGACCUCGAGGAACGUGUCCAGUCCGGCGGGAAGGAACGGAAACUAUGGCUACAGCAGUAUUCUGAACGGUCUGCCGGAGCUGUCCGAGUUCGAUCGGAAAAUUGUCCGAGGGGUGGCACGUUUCGUGGAUCGGAGGUUUUUCAGCCGGGAGAAAAUGGCCCGAGCCGUCGAGAGUGGGAGGCUGUUUUUCUUCAAAGGACUGAAGAAAAUCGUUUGGCCGCUGCUGGUUGGUCUGCAAAUCGUUAAGACUGUCCUCCUGGUGCUGUUCCUGCCCAGUAUCAUCGGAUCGUUGGGUAAAAUCGUCGGCAAAGGAUUGUCAUCGGUGUCGGUGCUAUCCAAUCAGCCCACAACGGUGGAAGAUUUGGACUUCAAGGACAAUUCCUAUAACUCAGAUCAGGACUUCAACAUGAACAUGGACAACAACGCUUAUCUGCCACCGCUGGAUGCUCAACCGGCCGGGACAAGCUACAACAUGAUGUACGAUGCGAACAAUGCAAACGCCGCCUUGUCCAGAUUGGGUUUCGGAGGCGGUCGGGUGACAUAUGUCAACACCGGAAACGACUACAAUCGGCAGCAGAAGCGAAAUGAUUUCAAAAUUUUCCAUGACAUCCCGAGCAGCAGUCUGCUGCUGACGAAUUACGAUCCGUUCUACAGUCCACUGCUGUCGCGGCUAGAUGCCGUUUUUGCCCAGAUGGGUCUGUCCAAUAAAGAGGAGAACUGUCGGGAAAAGCUGGUGUGCCUGAUGUACGCCAACCCAGCGAAGUAUGCGCCGUACAGCAAUCUGAUAUCGGCACAGCUGAGCAGGGAACUGAACGAACUGCGCAAACCAACGAACGACAACCCGGACAUCUUGCGGUUUUUCAAGUACAUGCGAGCGGCCAAGGACGGUCAAGACGGAGUGGACUGCGAGCGGGUGCACAAGGACUGCGGCACCUACAACGAUCUGUCCAAUCCGGCCAUGGUGACAACGUUCAACGACAUCAACAAACUGGUCCAGGCCCGUAAGCUGUAGUAAAACUGUGGCAAACCCAGCACGAAAUGGAUUUCAAGAAAAACACAAAACAACGGGGGAAAGUUCGGACAGUGGAUUAAACUUAAGUUCUGUAGGAAGUGGCGAUGCAACCCUCUCGCGCGAAAUCGGGGGUCCGGCAAGGACUGCGAGGAGCGAUUGAAGACAGCAGGUGACAAUCUCUCAUACAGCUGGAAGCGAUGACGGCUUUUUAAGUGGAGGUCUGACCUGAUGCGGCAAUUGGAUUUCUCCGCACGGCGAAAAACUUUUAUCCUUCCAGCUUUUUCGCGGGUUGUUUGUUCGUCUUCGAUUUGCACCGAAAGUCUCCGUAAGGCAAAAUGACGUAUGGUAGGGAAUACGAAGCACUGAAGACAAGUAGCCGUAGCACUGGUGUGAGGCUAGCUUCCUAAAAUUUCUCGUAGAUUGAACUUGCAAAAUGGAAAAUGAUAAUUGGUCCAAAACUAGGAUUUUGUGAAAAUAUGAAUUUUUUUGGAAAAGGUUUUUAGGUAGAGCAAAGGGCGUAAGUACAGUAAGUCUCCUGCCUAAAUCUUCCAAAUUUGGUACAACUGACUACGAUUGGCGGCCCCCUUUGGUUACUCACUUGAAUAAAUAGCGCCACUUCUUAACCUUCACCAAGAAUUUUCAUUUUUUUUUUUUCAUAACAUGUUAUUUUGAAACCGAUAAUCAUUUCCCGCUUUGAAAUUUUUAAUUACGAAAUAUUUUGUGAAACAAGUCUAACCCUACCGUAGCACCCCAGGGAUAGUAAACUACCAGCUGGAAUUAAUUGUAGUAGGAUGAAAUGUGCCUGUAAUUAUUUAUUGUGUAAUUUAUUCUUCUCCACUAUCCAAUCUAUUUAUUUAUUUAUUGACUAAUUUAUUAUUUAUUUAUUUAUUGUUCAGUCUAGAAUUAAUAGAGUGCUAGACACUUUCCUCGGGAAAAUGUUCACACCUCGACAGGAAACUCACUUGUUGCCUACGUGCGUACGUUAGGGAUAUCGUUGAAUAGGAUUUAGCGUAUUUAUUUAUAUGUUGAGUAGCAAAUAUCGUAGUAAUUUUAAUUUAGAGUCCAAGCUCCAACAGAUGAUUGGUUUCCAGAGAAACCCCCAUCAUCAACCAUAGCCAUUCAUCUUCCGACAAAAUGAACCACAAUUUGCCUUAUAAUUGAUUUCGCAAUAUGAGACGGGAUUACACCGGUUCAACAAAAGGCAAAAAACGGCAGGGGCAAACAGCAGUCAGGAUUGAAUGAAAUAUUAAUAUUAUUCCUAGUGGAGCUGUAGGCAAAAAAAACGGAUGUGCACACGCAAGAGUUGUGUGUUCGAUUUUGUGGCACAUCCGGUAUAGAUAGCAUUAGAAUUGGUACGAGAGUCACAGGAAGAGUGAACAUACGUUAGGAUAUGUGUCGUAUUUGGAGAUGAAGAAAGCUAGGCCCUCUGUAAAAUAUGGUCCCAGCUCACUGCAGGAGCCGGAGACAUAUCUGCUCCUUCUAAGAAAUGCCUAGAAGGGGGCAGAGCACAACAGGAAUAUAAUAACGAGAAUUUGGAAUGGGAGUUCAUUCCUUUGGAGACGAACGCA